AUGGAUGUGGAUGUGGAUGUGGAUGCAUUUGCAAUGGCAAAGAAACAGGAAAGGGAUCGGUCGGGACAAAUAAGUUCAUUGCCGCGGAAGAUCCCCAAGAUUCUUCAAUUCCCCCCAAACUCAAAACACGACAAGAACCUCAAGGUCUUGUUGAUUGAUCCCUUCACGGCUGUGGCGUAA
Botrytis porri is the source of this 180-nucleotide messenger RNA. RefSeq lists its product as uncharacterized. NCBI's taxonomy places the organism in Eukaryota, Fungi, Ascomycota, Leotiomycetes, Helotiales, Sclerotiniaceae. The record is from RefSeq and is a predicted model, not a curated record. The transcript has a single exon. Bases 1 to 180 code for a protein of 59 amino acids.